AUGGCAGAACUGUGUUACCUUUCAUGUCCCGAUCCUGUCUGCGUCAAAUACAAGUCAAUAAUUGACGUCUUACGAGAAAAGGCAUAUGAGACUCCUGAAAAGGAAAUGUACAUUCAGAAAUCUGUAGACGGCGAACGAAGGUCAUUGACAUAUGUUGAACUGUUGAAGAGGUCGACAUACAUCGCUAAGUAUCUCAUCAGUAAGGGGAUCAGGUUAGGAGACAGCGUGGCCAUUAUUGGCACAAACUCCAUUGAGUGGAUAAUUGGUGUGUUCGCAAUCAUGUCUACAGGAGCUGUUGCUGUCCAUAUACAUAAAACAUCGGAGUCGUUCGCUGAAACGGUAAAGGAACUGAAGUCUACAAAAAGCAAAGCUAUCCUGCUUGAUCCCGGAACGGACAAAAAGUACAUUUCAGACAUGGAAGAGUACGUCAGCAGGAGGGAUUCUUCGCACGACAAACCGACAAUUCUGUUACUACAUAAAUCAACACUGUCUUCCCUUCCGUCUUUAGACGGUGUAGUUCUGACAGCCACCCAGGCAGCAGUCUCAUUGCCAACAAUACAACCAGAGAGUAGCGCCUUGAUUUUUACCACUUCCGCUCAACAGGGGUUCCAAAAAUGGCUGAAAUGA
Messenger RNA from Pecten maximus, 627 nucleotides. RefSeq names its product 3-[(3aS,4S,7aS)-7a-methyl-1,5-dioxo-octahydro-1H-inden-4-yl]propanoyl:CoA ligase-like. Bases 1 to 627 code for a protein of 208 amino acids. The record is from RefSeq and is a predicted model, not a curated record. Lineage: Eukaryota; Metazoa; Mollusca; Bivalvia; Pectinida; Pectinidae. The transcript has a single exon.